This is a messenger RNA of Dendronephthya gigantea, 2300 nucleotides long. RefSeq names its product microprocessor complex subunit DGCR8-like. The record is from RefSeq and is a predicted model, not a curated record. Bases 47 to 2263 code for a protein of 738 amino acids. Gene Ontology annotation, molecular function: primary miRNA binding; identical protein binding; heme binding. The transcript is spliced from 9 exons. Gene Ontology annotation, biological process: primary miRNA processing. Gene Ontology annotation, cellular component: microprocessor complex. Lineage: Eukaryota; Metazoa; Cnidaria; Anthozoa; Malacalcyonacea; Nephtheidae.
AUUUUUAUUUUUUAAAAAUUUUAAAAUCGUAUAAAAAAGUUUGAAAAUGAAACGAAAGCAUGAAUCAGACGCGAUAUUAACUACGAGUAUCGAUUGUGGAAAUGUGGAUGAUUUUCGAGAUCAACUAUUGGAACCAGAGGAAUUAGUGCGGGUCGUUAAACUUAGUGGUCAGCAACCUAACCUUGCUUUACCACAAGACUGGGUUGGUAUCUACCAUAAGAGUGGUGGAAUUGUUUACCUGAAUCGAAAAACAAGAAUAUGCACUUGGUCACGUCCGUACCACAUCGGGGGAGCCAGUGUUAGGAAACACAAUGUCCCAACUGCUGCAAUACCAUGUUUGCAUGAGUUCCUAGCAUCGAAGAAAGAACAGAAUACUCACAAGAAGAGAAAACCGCUGGAUACCAUACAUGAUGGUAACAUUGGUCACCAUACGGGUAACCUUGACAACCAUUGUGAUGACCAUGAGAACUAUCUUGGUAACAAUGGCAACAAUGCUAAAUGUGAUGUGAAAUUGACAAUGGACAGUGUUGAAUUACAAUCUCCAAUGAUUAUGAAGGGUGAAAAUGAUUGUGGUACUUGUGGUUGUGUUGUGAUCAAGGAUAGUAGCAAUAUUGAUGGUGGUAAAGGUGACAGUGGUAGUAACCAAUGUAAUUCACAUGGUUUGGAGGGUGGAGAUAACCUAGUUGGUAAUGAUAGUGGCAGUAAAAGCCAGGGUAACCAGGAUGGUAUUGAUGUUGGUAGCCAGAGUAAUGAAGAUGGUAUUAAUGUUGGUAGCCAGAGUACCGGUAAUGAAGAUGGUAUUGAUGUUGGUAGCCAGAGUAAUGAGGAUGGUAUUGAUGCUGGUAGCCAGAGUAAUGAAGAUGGUAUUGAUGUUGAUAGCCAGAGUAAUGAAGAUGGUAUUGAUGUUGGUAGCCAGAGUAAUGAAGAUGGUAUUGAUGUUGGUAGCCAGAGUAAUGAGGAUGGUAUUGAUGUUGGUAGCCAGAGUAGCGAGGAUUGUAUUGAUGUUGGUAGCCAGAGUAGCCAGGAUGGUAUUGAUGUUGGUAGCCAGAGUAAUGAGGAUGGUACUGAUGUUGGUAGCCAGAGUAAUGAGGAUGGUACUGAUGUUGGUGAUCUCAGCUUGGAGAUGAAGGAACAUGGUCUUUAUGGUAAUAACUUAGGAAACAAUGAGAGCAAAGAAGCUGAUGGUAACAACAAAAUGGCUGAGGUCAACAAGACAAUUACCUCAGUUAAAGCUUUGGAAAACAGCGACAAUGACAGCAGCGCUGCGGAAGAUGUUUCAGACAAGACAGAGACAGAACAACUCGAAAUGUCAAGUGUCGGUGAAGUUGCUGAUUACUUGGGUAAGCUGUGGAAGUUUCAGUUCAUAACAAGAGAAGAAGAGAGGAACCUGGUAGUUACAGACACGAAUGAUAUGCCCGCUCAGAAACCAGUCACCCUUAAAUCAACACAAAUUCUGAAAACGAUACCAUACCUCGUGCAAGGAACUAAACUAACAUCAAAAGGCAACGAAAAAGUUGUUAUCAGCCCGGCUGGAAAGAGUCCUAGGUCUUUACUACACGAAUAUUGCUUGAAGGUGUUGCAGGUUAAACCAGAGUACACUAUUGAUGAAAGCGGUGCUUCUAAAACGCCUUUUCUCGCGACGGUCAGGGUGGAUGGCUUGCUCUACGGCAGUGGAAUGGCUAUGAGUAAGAAACAAGCUAUGACCUUUGCUGCUCAGAAAACUUUGGAGAUAUUUAUGCCUGAGUCUUUUAAGAAACUUCUUGACGUUGAAGAAAAUUUAAAGAUUUUUGACAGUAUUCCCAUCGAAGAUCCAAAUGUGUAUGAACUCACGACGAAGUUAGGACUUUUGAGUCCCAACCAAGUUUUAAACGAAUGCAUCAAAAGAAACCAGGGCGUUUUAACCACUGGUGUUAAAUUCGAUUUAAAACAAGGAAAGGACAAACAGUUGAAUUUUACCAUGGAAUGUGGCAAGCACAAAGCGACGGGAACGUGUCGUAGUAAGAGACUAGGGAGAGAGGUGGCUGCCCAAGCUAUGCUACAGAAAUUGCACCCGCACCUAAAGAAUUGGGGUUCUGUAUUGCGUAUUUACGUUGAUGAACACACAACCCAGGAGUUCACUAAACCCGAAGCCCCGGCGCCAACAACAGCGACGAAUGUAAACAACGAACUGUUGUCUGAGUUGAAACGGAAAAUGUGGAAAGUAAUGAAGAAAAAAGACAAAACGCCUUCAACUACGGGAUUUAUGACUAAUAUUGAUAUAUAAUUUGUAAUCUUAAUUCUAUACACAUUUAAUUCACUCA